Molecule: messenger RNA, 1397 nt
Organism: Tauraco erythrolophus (red-crested turaco)
Lineage: Eukaryota; Metazoa; Chordata; Aves; Musophagiformes; Musophagidae
Source: RefSeq, a predicted model, not a curated record
UGCCGCGCGCUCUGUGAGGGCCCCUACGACUACGAGGGCUACAACUACCUAGAGUACAACGCGGACCUUUUCCAGGCCAUCACAGAUCACUACAUGCAGGUGCUAAGCUGCAAGCAGGGCUGCGUGACAGAGCUGGCCUCCCAGCCCGGCCGGGAGAAGCCCUUCGAGGAUUUCCUGCCCUCGCACUUCAACUACCUCCAGUUCGCCUACUACAACAAUGAGAAUUACGAAAAAGCCAUCGAAUGCGCCAAAACCUAUUUGCUCUUCUUCCCAAACGAUGAAGUGAUGAACCAGAAUUUGGCCUAUUACACCGCUGUCCUGGGGGAGAACCUGGCCGGACCCAUCCAGCCCCGAGAGGAGAUCCAGGCAUACCACCAGCGAAGCCUGAUGGAGAAGGAGCUGCUCUUCUUCAGCUAUGACGUCUUCGGCAUCCCCUUCGUGGACCCGGACACAUGGACUCCCGAAGAGGUCAUACCAAAAAGGCUGCGAGAGAAACAAAAGGUGGAGCGGGAGACGGCAGCACGCAUCUCGGAGGAGAUCGGCAACCUUAUGAAGGAGAUUGAGACACUGGUGGAGGAAAAGGCCAAGGAGUCUGCCGAUAUGAGCAAGUUCAUCCGAGAAGGGGGCCCCUUGGUGUACGAAGGAGCUAGUGUCACCAUGAACUCCAAAACCCUGAACGGCUCCCAGCGUGUUGUGGUGGAUGGGGUCCUCUCCGCCGAGGAGUGCCGGGAGCUGCAGAGACUCACCAACGCAGCUGCCUCGGCCGGGGACGGCUACCGUGGGAAGACAUCUCCUCACACACCCAGUGAGACCUUCUAUGGCGUGACCGUCCUCAAGGCCCUCAAGCUUGGCCAGGAGGGCAAGGUGCCCCUGCGGAGCGCGUACCUCUACUACAACGUGACAGAGAAGGUGCGGCACAUGAUGGAGUCUUACUUCCGCCUGGAGGUCCCGCUCCACUUCUCCUACUCCCACCUGGUGUGCCGCACAGCCAUCGAUGAGAAGCAAGAAGGCCGGAGUGACAACAGCCACGAGGUGCACGUAGACAACUGCAUCCUCAACGCAGAGGCCCUGGUCUGUGUGAAGGAACCUCCAGCCUACACCUUCCGGGAUUACAGUGCCAUCCUCUACCUCAACGGGGACUUUGAAGGAGGAGCUUUCUACUUCACAGAGCUGGAUGCCAAGACUGAGACUGCGGAGGUUCAGCCACAGUGUGGUCGUGCUGUGGGCUUCUCCUCCGGUUCGGAGAACCCCCAUGGGGUGAAAGCCGUGACCAAGGGCCAACGCUGUGCCAUCGCCCUCUGGUUCACCCUGGACCCUCGACACAGCGAGCGAGAGCGCGUGCAGGCGGAUGAUCUGGUGAAGAUGCUUUUCAGCACAGAAGAGGGGGAUUUGCUGCA